This is a messenger RNA of Vanrija pseudolonga, 1449 nucleotides long. Its product is annotated as Peptidase M20 domain-containing protein 2. Gene Ontology annotation, molecular function: dipeptidase activity. Bases 1 to 1449 code for a protein of 482 amino acids. The transcript has 8 exons. The record is from RefSeq and is a predicted model, not a curated record. NCBI's taxonomy places the organism in Eukaryota, Fungi, Basidiomycota, Tremellomycetes, Trichosporonales, Trichosporonaceae.
AUGCCGUCGUCAUCGCCAAGUGUUCCGGGCUGCUGCUUCUCGUUCUUCUCGCGCAAGAACCGCCAGCAGGGUGAGCCGCCCAAGGCCGCAAUCUCUACCUCGGGGUACCAUGCCGAGGUCAAGCGCAAUAUCCCGAGCGCCCACCAACAUCUCGAGCCGUGCUGCUCCCCCACCCAAGGCUUCAUGUCAGCUUCCGUCAAGCCCUUCCUUGAUGAUCUACCGGCCUACUCCUCCGACGGCAAGAGCCUCUCCUCGGACGUGCGCGAGACGAUCAAGGCGACGAUCGAGUCGUACCGCGCCCCGUUGACCGCGAUCUCGCUGUACAUCUCCGACAACCCCGAGCUGGCGUACAAGGAGUACAAGUCAUCUGCGAAGCUCAUAUCGUUCCUCGAGUCCGAGGGCUUCGCCAUUGAGAAGGACUACAAGGGCCUCGAGACCGCCUUUACAGCCACCUACUCGCAGGGCAACGGUCGCACGUGGGCCUUCAACUCGGAGUACGAUGCCCUGCCUGAAGUCGGCCAUGCGUGCGGGCACAACCUCAUUGCGAUUGGAGGUGUUGCAGCACUUCUUGGCGUACGGGCUGCAAUGAAGAAGCAUGGGAUUGAUGGCACAGUGGUCCUGAUGGGAACGCCGGCGGAAGAGGGCGGCGCCGGCAAGGUUCUGCUAAUCGAACGCGGAGGAUACAAGGGCAUCGACGGAUGCAUGAUGAUCCACCCGGCUGGCUUCACCGCAAACUCGGGCGGCGUCCUCCCCACGCUCGCCUUCCAGACGAUCGCCGUCGAGUUCUUCGGCCGCACAACGCACGCCGGUGCAGCACCAUGGGACGGCAUCAACGCACUAGACGCCGCCAACAUCUCGUACACAUCUAUCUCGGCCCUCCGUCAGCAGCUGCACCCGACGGACAGAGUUCACGGCAUCAUCGUGGACGGUGGUGAAGCGCCAAACAUUAUUCCCGACUACACGUCGAUGAAGUACUAUGUCCGGGCGAGCCGCGCCAGCGGUGUCGAGGAGCUUAUGGCCAAGGCCAUUGGGUGCUUCAAGGGCGCCGCCGAGGCGACGGGCUGCAAACUCAAGUUCAAGACCGAACCCAUCACCUAUGAUCUACGGAACAACAAGCUGUUUGGGGAGGAGUACGCAUCCGCCAUGAGCGAACUGUACAAUGUGCCCAUCCCUAUCGAGCUGGGCGAGGGGACCAACCCCGGUGCCUCGACAGACUUUGGAAACGUCACGUAUGCGUUGCCAGCGUGCCAUCCAAUGUUCGGCAUCCCGGCUACUCUCGGCCGCGGCAACCACACCAAGGAAUUCCGAGACAAGUGCCGUACCGAGGAGGCGCAUACCGAGACACUGCACGCGGCCACGGCGAUGAGUAUCGUCGGUGCUCGCUUCCUCUCCGACUCGGCGUUUGCCGAAGACGCGACCGAGUGGUGGAAGGACGACAUGAAGAGCUAG